Molecule: messenger RNA, 441 nt
Organism: Prunus armeniaca (apricot)
Lineage: Eukaryota; Viridiplantae; Streptophyta; Magnoliopsida; Rosales; Rosaceae
Source: the annotation of a GenBank genome assembly
AUGAGGUUGCAGUAUUGCCAUGAGAAGGGUAAGCUAGAGGAGAGAGUUUUAUGCUUGGAAAAGCGUACCAGUCAUGCAGACGCGAGGAAGACUAGGGAUGCUGGAGAGGAGAUGAAUAAGACUAAGGAUGGUGGAGAGGAGAGUCCGAAGACUGAGGAUGAGGAUGCUGGAGAGGAGAGUCAGAAGACUGAGGAUGCUGGAGAGGAGAGUGAUAAAACUGAGGAUGAUGGAGUAGCCAAAUCGAGAGAGCAGUGUGUACAAAAUGAUAAAGAAGAGGUGCAAUAUACACCCUCGGAUAUAAAUUGGGAUGAUCCGGGUGUGGUGUGUGUCACCCUUGUUAAAUUUCUUACGAAUCCUCCUCGAAAGAUUGACAUGUCCACUGCUGAGGGUGAAUGUGGCGAAGAUGUUAUAGUUGGGGUCCGGCAAAAGAAGGUUCGGUGA